Leopardus geoffroyi (Geoffroy's cat) is the source of this 1954-nucleotide messenger RNA. It is a transcript of the gene ORC4, whose product is annotated as origin recognition complex subunit 4. Gene Ontology annotation, biological process: DNA replication initiation; DNA replication. Bases 382 to 1692 code for a protein of 436 amino acids. NCBI's taxonomy places the organism in Eukaryota, Metazoa, Chordata, Mammalia, Carnivora, Felidae. Gene Ontology annotation, cellular component: nuclear origin of replication recognition complex; nucleus. The transcript is spliced from 16 exons. The record is from RefSeq and is a predicted model, not a curated record. Gene Ontology annotation, molecular function: DNA replication origin binding; ATP hydrolysis activity; ATP binding.
GCCGGGAGUAUUGGUGUACCGUUGGCAGCGGCAGGUGAAGCUGAGCUGACUACGCGGCCAGGGGCGCUUGUGAAGCGGUUCCUGUGGUGGCUAGAUUGCUGCUCUGCCCUGAUCAUAGGUACACAAUACGAUGAGUAAUUAUUAAGUGAACACUGAGUGAUCACUACCACAGUCAAGAACUAGAACGUUCCUAGUACUGGAGACCUACUCCUCCCCCCAUCAAUUCCUGAAUAUUCCUCCUACCUCACCACUACAAGAGGUUAACAGCAACCGGAUUUUUAUGGCUAUGUCUUUUUUCCUUUUAGUGUGCCUUGUAACAUUUUGUUGAAAGCCAGAAAUGAUGUACUGUCUGUAAAGAACUGAGGAUUUCAGUUUGUUGAAAUGAGCAGUCGUAAAUCAAAGAGUAACAACUUAAUACAUGCAGAGCUCCUUUCACAGGUACAAAGAGUUUUACGGGAAAGAUUUUGUCAUCAAAGCCCACAUAGUAACUUAUUUGGAGUACAAGUACAAUACAAACACUUAAUUGAGCUGCUAAAAAGAACUGCUAUCCAUGGAGAAAGUAACUCUGUUCUCAUUAUUGGGCCCCGAGGAUCAGGAAAGACCACGUUAAUAAACCAUGCUUUGAAAGAACUAAUGGAAAUAGAAGAAGUGAGUGAGAAUGUAUUACAAGUUCACCUAAAUGGACUGCUGCAGAUCAAUGAUAAAAUUGCCCUAAAGGAAAUCACAAGACAGUUAAAUCUGGAAAAUGUAGUUGGAGAUAAAGUUUUUGGAAGCUUUGCUGAAAACCUUUCAUUUCUUCUGGAAGCUUUGAAAAAAGGUGACAGGUCUAGUAGUUGCCCAGUGAUCUUCAUAUUAGAUGAAUUUGAUCUUUUUGCUCAUCAUAAAAACCAGACACUCCUCUAUAAUCUUUUUGACAUUUCUCAGUCUGCACAGACUCCACUAGCAGUUAUUGGUCUUACAUGUAGAUUGGAUAUUUUGGAACUCUUAGAAAAAAGAGUGAAGUCACGAUUUUCUCACCGGCAGAUACAUUUAAUGAAUUCAUUUGGUUUUCCACAAUAUCUUAAAAUAUUUAAAGAACAAUUAUCUCUACCUGCAGAAUUUCCAGACAAGCUCUUCACUGAGAAGUGGAAUGAGAGCAUUCAGUGUCUCACAGAAGAUAGAAGUGUACGAGAAGUACUACAAAAGCAUUUCAAUGUCAGCAAAAACCUGCGGUCAUUACACAUGCUAUUGAUGCUUGCUUUAAAUCGCGUAACAACAUCACACCCGUUUAUGACUGCAGCAGAUAUGAUGGAGGCCCACCAGUUCUGUAGCAUGGACUCUAAAGCAAAUAUCGUACAUGGUCUGUCAGUCUUGGAAAUCUGUCUUAUAAUAGCAAUGAAACAUUUAAAUGACAUCUAUGAAGAGGAGCCCUUUAAUUUUCAAAUGGUCUAUAAUGAGUUUCAGAAGUUUGUUCAAAGGAAGGCCCAUUCUGUUUAUAAUUUUGAGAAACCUGUUGUCAUGAAGGCUUUUGAACACUUACAACAAUUAGAAUUAAUAAGGCCCAUGGAAAGAACUUCAGUAAAUACACAGAGAGAGUACCAGCUGAUGAAACUACUUUUGGAUAAUACUCAAAUUAUGAAUGCUUUGCAGAAAUACCCCAACUGUCCUACAGAUGUUAGGCAGUGGGCAACAUCCUCACUAAGCUGGUUAUGAACAUAACCAGUGGCUUCACUUAUGGAGUUUCAGGCAUACUUCUCUAAGGAACUAAAAGCUAUUGUCCUUUAACAAGAUAUGUUAUUACAUUUUUUUAUAUUUAUAAAACUGUAUUUUUGUAUUUAUGGGAGACUGUUAUACAUGUAGGUCUUGGCUGUGUCUUGCCUUUGAAUCAUGAACAGUUACAUGAUUUAUAAUUCCAGUGGUUUAGAUUAUAUUGUAAGAGUUCAAAGAAAUAAAUGUGACUGUUUUAGGAAAUGAA